Molecule: messenger RNA, 2678 nt
Organism: Tachysurus vachellii
Lineage: Eukaryota; Metazoa; Chordata; Actinopteri; Siluriformes; Bagridae
Gene: trim101
Product: tripartite motif containing 101
Exons: 11
Coding region: 247-1971 (574 amino acids)
Molecular function (GO): zinc ion binding
Source: RefSeq, a predicted model, not a curated record
CACACACACACACACACACACACACACUGAACUUAGUGCUCUUGGCACAUCUAUUUCCCGGUAACAGUACAGGAGAGGACCCAGUCUGAGCAACAGGGGAACAAAAUUCAAAGCAGAGGAAGAAAUCCAGGACAAAUUACAGGCAUAUAUAAAAGCUGACCCGAGGAUGGCAAGAUCCUUAAAGAGACACAACAGUUCUCUUACUCACACCGAAUUUUCCUAGUGCAUCAGAGGUGAGACACAGUCAUGUCUCUUCCACUGGACCUGAGCUCCUUCAACAAGGAUGCUUCACUGGGCACGCUGGAGAAGCAGCUCAUCUGUCCGAUCUGCUUGGAAGUCUUUACCAAACCUGUGGUGAUUCUGCCGUGUCAACACAACCUCUGCCGCAAAUGUGCUAAUGAACUUUACCAGCCUUCUCUGUUCCAGGUUGGGAUUGGAGGUCGAUUUCGGUGUCCAUCCUGUAGACAUGAAGUUGUUUUGGACCGUCAUGGUGUUUAUGGGCUCCAGAGAAACCUUCUAGUAGAAAAUAUUAUCGAUGUCUACAAGCAAGCAUCGGCAAGUUGUAGACCUCCACCAAAACCACUUGCACAAAUAAACUGUGAAGAACAUGAAGGGGAGAAGCUGAACAUUUACUGCAUCACCUGUCAGAUCCCCACAUGUUCACUAUGUAAAGUGUUUGGAGCACAUAAGUCCUGUCAGGUGGCCCCCAUCUGUGAUGUAUAUCAGCAGCAAAAGACCGAACUCAGUGGUGGAAUUGGGUCCCUGGUUGCCACUAAUGAGCGCAUCCAAGCAUGCGUUAAUGAUCUGGAGGAGAUCUGUAGGCGUAUUGAGGAAAAUAGCGGAAACCAAAAGCAGAUACUGUGUGAGAAGUUUGAUCGUCUGUGUGGUAUCCUGGAAGAAAGACGUAAGAUUAUGUUGCAGCGAAUCACAUACGAACAUGAUGAAAAGACAAGCUGGGCCCAAAGCUUGGUACAUACCUACAGUGAGCAUGUUGACACAAACUCAAAGUUAAUGCAGACUGCAUUAAAUGCCAUGGAAGAGCCAGAGAUGGCUGGAUUUCUUCAGACCUCAAAAAGCCUUAUUGAACAGGUGAGCGAGGCAACUAAAUCUGUUCCAUUGGAGACCUUACAGCCUGGAUAUGAAAACAUGGAUCACUAUAAGGUUGAUUUUAAUGCUGAGGAGAGGGCUCUCUACCAGCUUGAUUUCAUCAAACCUGAAGAGGAAGUUGAAGAGCCUCCAGAAGAACCAACUCCAGAACCAGAGCCAGAAGUGUUACCCGAACCUGAACCUGAACCUGAACAUACAACAGUGUACAGUCCAAUAGACAGCUCGGAGCUAGACCAAGAACUGAAAUUGGAAAACUAUGAGAUAAAGACUGUUUUAAGUCAGACAAAGGAGGAAAACCAGGCACAAGCAGAGGGGUGUUCAGCAAGACAAAAAAGUGGCAUAUGUGAGAAAACUGGACUGAACACACAACAGGGCCAGACAGAGUUAGUGUAUGAGGGGCAUGAUUCAGGAAUCCACUGUUUAACCUCAGAAGCUGGUGCAGAGACUAAGCUCUUCCCCGCUUGGCUUACACUCAACAACAGGCCAAUGCUUAACCAAAACCACACAACAACUCUGGAUUCUUGGGAUAUUCCUGAAAAUACACCCAAACUCAUGAGUGAACCCUCGGGUCAGUUCCAGCAGACAGAGACACCUCUGUCUGUGUGGAUGAGUGGCAGCCUUAUGCCUCUUUCUAAUGAGAACCAGCCCGAACUUGGAAGCCCAUUAGAGAGCAACCAACCAAAUAUGUCAGAGGUUGACAAGAAUAUUUGUUGUGAGUUGGCCUGUGGGGCUGCCAACAAGGAGAGCAUGGCUUCUGUAUCUCCACAGGGUGAACCCUGCUCAUUGGGAGCCCAGGACAACAGAGAGAUGGAGCAGAGCACUGAUACAAGCUUUCACAACUACUCUUAUGCCCCCAUGUGGUAGAAAGGCAGAAGCAAGCAGACACAAACAAAUAGUCAGAAUGCAGCUUCGGAUCUCUCAGAGGUGGGAGUCAGCUCUCCUGCUGUUACAAGCGAGUCAGUGCGUAUCAGCUUCUCCUUCUCCUGGCUGAAUCCACUUGCCAAGAAGAAGUGAUUGGUCUUCAGAGGGAGGCCAUCAGGUCCCCAUGCUAUUUAUAUCAUCCGAACAUAACAUACAGGCUUUACCUCAGGGCAAACAAUGUUUUCCAGUACUGCAGAUGCUUCAGUGCAUAGAUGCUAUUGUAAUUCAUAAAAGAUGUACGCACCAGCUAUAAGUACAUAACAGGAACCACAUAUUGGCUUACAUUUGCUUCAAAUAGAAUAAAAAAAAAAUUUAUUUUUACAAAUGAUAUGGAUAUGAAUUGUAAAAUAUCUGCCUGAGAUAGAAGUUCCCUAAAAGUAUGAACUUGGUGGCUAUGAGAAAGGCUUAGUGUUUAGAGAUAUUUUAACACAUUUGUUUGUGACUUGAGAAGAUUGAAGCCAUACUGUAUUGCAAUAUUAAAGUGGUGCUCUUGGCAUGGAUGUGAAAGUAUUACAUUAGAAAAUGUGGCAAUACUUGUUUAUUAGACUGUUUGUGCUGUUUUCAAUAUCUGUUACCGGUCACAAACAUAUUAAGCAAUAUGUAUGAUGAAUAAGUUAAGCAAUGUUAAUGAUGAUUAAUAAAAUGCACUA